AACACGAAAUCGAAGUGGCCAAUCAAUGUGGUUGAAAUUACACUAAGGUAAAGAGACCCCUGCAUCUCCUAUUGAAGAAAUAUCCCAUAUAAAUUUAUCGACUUUCGCAAUUGUAACGAUAAGUCUUCACAACCUUAUUUCUAUUACCUGUAUACACGCUCUCCGUGUGCCGGGAAUAUACACGCGUGUCAAUAUGGGUAUUCUCGAAGCAAUUGCCGGGCCAUUGGCUCAAGAGAUUUCGCAAAGGUCAACUUUUGCUGUUGUUGCAGCUGGCGUGGUAGCGUUCGUCGUUCUAUCUGUCAUUCUCAAUGUCCUGAAUCAAGUGUUAUUUGCGAACCCCAAUGAACCACCAGUGGUUUUCCACUGGUUGCCAAUCAUUGGUAGCACCAUAACUUAUGGUAUGGACCCUUACAAAUUCUUCUUCGAUUGUCGCGCAAAGGUACGUUCUCCAUCCCAGUGUUCAUUGCUUGGAGACUAAUGUUUGUGUAUCAGUACGGUGAUAUUUUCACAUUCAUCUUGCUCGGAAAGAAGACUACGGUAUAUCUCGGACGAAGUGGCAAUGAUUUUAUUCUCAAUGGCAAGCUUAAGGAUCUCAAUGCGGAGGAAAUAUAUACUGUUUUGACAACUCCCGUGUUUGGAAAGGAUGUAGUUUACGAUUGCCCCAAUGCGAAGUUGAUGGAACAGAAAAAGGUGAGUUUGUUAAUAGGCGUUAAGAAAGGCGAAUUGGUGGCUAAUUGUGCUGCAAUAGUUCAUGAAAAUUGGUUUGUCUACUGAAGCAUUUCGAUCUUACGUCCCAAUUAUACAAAUGGAGGUGGAAAACUUCAUGAAACGUUCUUCGGCAUUCAAAGGCCAAAAGGGAACUGCCGAUAUUGGUCCUGCUAUGGCAGAAAUCACCAUCUAUACCGCUUCGCAUACUCUGCAAGGGAAGGAAGUCCGUGAUCGGUUUGAUACCUCCUUCGCCUCUCUCUACCACGACCUCGAUAUGGGCUUUAGUCCCAUCAACUUUAUGCUUCACUGGGCUCCUCUCCCUCACAACCGUGCCCGCGACCAUGCGCAGAGAACUGUUGCAGCAACUUAUAUGGAUAUUAUUAAAAAACGACGUGCUCAAGCUACGGAAGCCGAGUUCAAAUCCGACAUUAUGUGGCAAUUGAUGCGCUCGUCCUACAAAGAUGGAACUCCAGUCCCAGACCAAGAGAUUGCUCACAUGAUGAUUGCUCUUCUCAUGGCCGGACAGCACUCUUCUUCAUCUUCUAUCUCUUGGAUUCUACUUCGUCUGGCCUCACGCCCAGAUAUCAUGGAAGAACUCUAUCAGGAACAAAUCCAAGUUUUAGGCGCUGAUCUCCCUGCUCUCAAGUACGAGGACCUUGCUAAACUUCCUCUUCAUCAAAACAUUUUGAGGGAAACUCUUCGCAUCCACACUCCGAUCCAUUCUAUCAUGCGCAAAGUCACAACACCAAUGCCAAUUAGCGGAACAAAAUAUGUCAUUCCAACCUCGCAUACUCUUAUGGCAUCUCCUGGUUGUACAAGUAGAGACGCAGAAUACUUCCCAGAGCCACUUGAGUGGGACCCUCAUAGAUGGGAUAUUGGCUCGGGCCGUGUUAUUGGCAAUGAUCAGGACGAAGAAUUCCAAGAUUAUGGAUACGGAAUGAUCAGUAAAGGUGCUUCCAGUCCUUACCUUCCAUUUGGUGCUGGCAGACAUAGGUGUAUUGGUGAACAAUUCGCCAAUGUACAGCUCAUCACUAUCAUGGCCACUGUGGUUAGAAUGUUCAAAUUCAAGAACAUUGAUGGCAGCAAGGAUGUCAUUGGUACUGAUUACGCCAGCUUAUUCACCAGGCCGUUGGCGCCAGCAGUUAUAGCAUGGGAGCGACGAUAAAUGAAUGAUUUAAUGGGGGACGAGUAACAAUGAUGGCAUGGCAUUGCGUGGAGUUUUUAAGGUUUGAUCCUAAUAGAAAUAUUUAAUACAUCUGACUUUCAUGGAGGAAAGUUUUUUUAUCUAAUUCCAAAGAUAUCCCUGUCUAUUAAGGUCUUGUCAUGUAACGAGUGGAGAAACAGCAUCAUCAUUUACGGUAUCGGGACAAUUUGAAGCUUCAGAUGGAUACUACUAACAUUCAGUUGUAGCUAUUAAAAGUUACAAAACUGCUUCAGGCAACAAAUACAUUUUAAUACAAUCAUGGAAUGAAAUGAAAAUGGAGGAAGUGGCGGGAGUGACAAAAAUGACGGGAGUAAUGCAAAAUGAUGCAAACGAACAAUGUGGGACUUUUUUCUUCGGAAAGCAAGUUGGGGGUGGCUGGCUGUUA
Sclerotinia trifoliorum is the source of this 2297-nucleotide messenger RNA. Lineage: Eukaryota; Fungi; Ascomycota; Leotiomycetes; Helotiales; Sclerotiniaceae. The record is from the annotation of a GenBank genome assembly.